This is a messenger RNA of Octopus bimaculoides (California two-spot octopus), 486 nucleotides long. RefSeq lists its product as uncharacterized. The record is from RefSeq and is a predicted model, not a curated record. NCBI's taxonomy places the organism in Eukaryota, Metazoa, Mollusca, Cephalopoda, Octopoda, Octopodidae.
AUGGCAGUACCCCUAACGACAACAGCAGCUUACCUAACGGCUACGUCUACAGCAGCAGGCCCGACAGUUCCAAUAGCAGCAGAGGCAGUACCAUCGCCAGCAAUAACAGCAAUAACAGCGACGUCAGUAUCCCUAACGGAAAUAACAGCAGAAACAUCAAUGAUAUCUACAACUGCAAUGAUAGCGCCUCCAUCAAUGGUGAUAGCCAUAACAACGGCACCUUUGCCAACAUCGGCAGUGGCGGGACCAACACCAUCGCCACCUCCAGUGAUUCCAGCACCAGCAGCGUCAGCACCAGCAACGCCAGCAGCAACAGCGCCAGUCCCAGCAACAGCGGCGACAGUGACGCCAACACCAACAGAUGCACCACCGCCAACAAGCGACUACGGAGAUGCAUCGGCUGUUCCGGGAACUCGUUCAAACGACGCCUCUCCAACCACAGAUCCUCCGUCAGGAUACCGGAAAGGAGAUUCGUCACGUCAUUAG